CACAGCAUCAUAUUUAGAGUUGUCAGCGUGUUUUUAAAUGGCCUUUUUAGAUUUUAAGAUAGCCAAUGACUGCAAGAUCGGAGCGUAUCAUAUCCACUGAAACGGCUUUAUGUUUGCGAGAUGCAGGACAAAAUAUGCUCUUUAUCUGGCUGCGUUGAAAAGUCUGACAGUGCGGUUGGAUGAAAGACUAGUAGGCUACAGUACAGCUGGCGAAGUGUCAGCCAGUAGUUCGAUAACUAAUCAGUGAAAUGAGAUCGUGAAUGCUUUGCGGUCAAAAUAAAUGUAACUGUUCGCUAGUACAGUCCAGCUAACAUUGUCAGCUAGCUAUUUGUAUUCAUGUUGAUGUGUUGGCACUGUGCAGCUAGCUAGCUAGCUAGGUAGGUAGGGUACGAUGCUAGCGAAAAAGCUAAAUAGGCAGUUUGCAAGCUAGCUAAUUUUCUCAAGUAAAUAUUCCUCCGAUGAUUUGCUAGUGACAGUAGUUACGUUAUCACAAGGACAACGACCGAUGAACUAGCUUGCUAACACCAUAAGGUUUUCGUGGCCGAGUCAACAUGUUUUGACUUUGUAGCGAGCUUGUUCAGAAGGGGAAGGAUUCACAAAACGCAUCGAUACGGACACAAGACGCCAUCCCCAGUCGGACCGACGCACGACCUGUGUCGUGUAUUCUGCGUUCUAACUAGUGACCAGCUGAAGCUAGUUAGCUGUAAUAGCCGGUCACUCAGGCGACAGGCGACAUGGCUCACUCUCCGGUUCAGAGUAGCCUGCCAGGGAUGCAGAACCUGAAAGCGGACCCAGAGGAGCUGUUCACUAAGUUGGAGAGGAUAGGUAAAGGCUCCUUUGGUGAGGUGUUUAAAGGAAUAGACAACAGGACUCAGAAGGUGGUGGCCAUUAAGAUCAUUGACCUGGAGGAGGCUGAGGACGAGAUAGAGGACAUCCAGCAGGAGAUCACCGUGCUGAGUCAGUGUGACAGCCCCUUCAUCACCAAGUACUAUGGAUCAUACCUGAAGGAGGCCAAGCUAUGGAUCAUCAUGGAGUAUCUAGGGGGAGGCUCAGCAUUAGAUCUGUUGGAGCCGGGGUUGCUGGAUGAGACUCAGAUCGCUACCAUCCUCAGAGAGAUUCUGAAGGGUCUAGAAUACCUUCACUCAGAGAAGAAGAUACACAGAGAUAUCAAAGCUGCCAACGUCCUGCUGUCGGAGCACGGGGAGGUGAAGCUGGCAGACUUCGGGGUGGCCGGACAGCUAACAGACACCCAGCUCAAACGCAGCACCUUCGUUGGCACGCCCUUCUGGAUGGCUCCAGAGGUCAUCAAGCAGUCAGCCUACGACUGUAAGGCAGACAUCUGGUCCCUGGGUAUAACCUGUAUAGAGCUGGCCAAAGGGGAGCCCCCCCACUCUGAGCUACACCCUAUGAAGGUGCUGUUCCUCAUCCCAAAGAACACCCCUCCUACCCUGGAGGGGAACUACAGCAAGCCCCUCAAGGAGUUUGUGGAGGCCUGCCUGAACAAGGAGCCAAGCUUCAGGCCUACUGCCAAAGAACUGUUGAAACACAAGCUGAUUGUGCGUUACGCCAAGAAGACGUCGUACCUGACAGAGCUGGUGGAUAAAUACAGGAGGUGGAAGGCUGAGCAGACCAGACAGCAGGCGGAGUCCAGCUCAGACGAGUCUGACUCGGAGCAGGAUGGGCAGGCGUCGGGCGGGAACAACUUUGGGAGUGAUGACUGGAUCUUCACCAUCAGAGAGAAGGAUCCUAAGAAACUCCAGAACGGGGGAGAGGGACCAGCAGGGGAGAGUGGAGACAUUUCAAAGAGGCCGUAUUCCACCAGCCUGUCCUCCAUCAUCUCUCCUUCGCUGGCCGAGUUGAAGCAGCGUCAGGAGGCAGUGAAUGGGAACCCCAUGGCUCUGGAUGAACUGAGAGAAGCUAUUCUCCUUGCUGAGGAGGCCUACCCUGGGAUCUCUGACUCCCUGGUCACCCAGCUGGUUAACAGGCUGCAGAGAUUUUCUGAAGGCAGGACGUCUCCCUAGUGAUUGGCUCUCUGCCCCAGCCCGCCUCUCCCAGGUCCCGCCCCCCUGUCUGUGGUCAAG
This is a messenger RNA of Coregonus clupeaformis (lake whitefish), 2081 nucleotides long. Its product is annotated as serine/threonine-protein kinase 24-like. Bases 735 to 2021 code for a protein of 428 amino acids. Gene Ontology annotation, molecular function: protein kinase activity; ATP binding. The transcript has 10 exons. NCBI's taxonomy places the organism in Eukaryota, Metazoa, Chordata, Actinopteri, Salmoniformes, Salmonidae. Gene Ontology annotation, biological process: protein phosphorylation. The record is from RefSeq and is a predicted model, not a curated record.